UUUUUGCAAUGGCUCCUAAAAGACUAUCAGCAGUCACAAAGGUGACGGUUUCCACCACAGUUGGAGACAGGAUUGUAGCAUUAAAGAGUCGACGACAGUCUCUACAAGGUGUGAGAGCCAGUACGCUGAUAAUUUACAAACGUCCUCCUGUGAUCAAAAUGGUGGUAAAUGCCUUGAAGAAAAGCAAAGAUCGGAAAGGUACAACAGUUGCAGCAAUAAGGAAUUACAUUCUGACAACAUAUCCCACAGUGAACCCUGUCUACUUGAAGACCAGUCUUAAGAAAGCCUUAGCUAUUGGCCUGGAGAAGGGUAUUUUGGUUCGACCUGCAAACUCCAAAGCAACUGGUGCCACAGGAAGAUUCAAACUUGCAAGUAAAAGUGACCUGAAGAGAAACAAUGAAAAUGUGGAUCCAAACAGUGGCUCGGUCAAAAUGACAGCUACAAAAGUGAAGGCCAAGGUGAAGAAAACGGAGGCUGAUAAAAAAGCAGAUACAAAGUCCAAAACACAAUCUGCACAUACUUCCAAAGGCAAAGGAGAGAAGUCUGGGAAGGUUAAGAAGCUGGGACAGUCCUCUCUCCCCAAGCCCAAAGGAAACAAUAGCAAAAAGAGCAAGGCUGUAAAAGAGGAACCAGAUUCACUUCCUAAAGUGCCAUUAAAGAAGGCUUCCAAUCUGUUGCCCCAAACUGGAACAGGAAUGAAACAAGGCCCAAAGAGCAAAAGUAAGAAGAGAGAACUGAACCAGGCACCAUCCUCUUCAGAGGACACUCAACUGCCAGCCCCUAAAACUGGCUCAUCUGCUCCAGGGCUGACAGUAAAAGCUGCUGAAGGUCUAAGCAAGAAAGCAGAAAGCAAGACCAAGGACAAAAGCACCAAAAAAUGAUUGCCCAAAAUGCUGGGCUCUACACCAUCUCUUGAAACUCCUAGUAACUUAUUAAAUUUGAUUUGAUUUGCACUUUUUAAAAAUGCAUUUUGUAAACUGUUCAAUAAAAUAUAACAUUAAUAUGGA
Molecule: messenger RNA, 1007 nt
Organism: Rhincodon typus (whale shark)
Lineage: Eukaryota; Metazoa; Chordata; Chondrichthyes; Orectolobiformes; Rhincodontidae
Product: protein B4
Exons: 5
Coding region: 9-881 (290 amino acids)
Biological process (GO): nucleosome assembly
Cellular component (GO): nucleosome
Molecular function (GO): DNA binding
Source: RefSeq, a predicted model, not a curated record